Diabrotica virgifera virgifera (western corn rootworm) is the source of this 1453-nucleotide messenger RNA. RefSeq lists its product as uncharacterized. The coding region runs from base 3 to 1136 and encodes 377 amino acids. The record is from RefSeq and is a predicted model, not a curated record. The transcript has 2 exons. Lineage: Eukaryota; Metazoa; Arthropoda; Insecta; Coleoptera; Chrysomelidae.
GCAUGCGGGACGUCGGUGGCAGGGUGUUGAGGAGGCGGGCCCCUGUCACACAAACAGCUACAGCCCAACAACAAGAACAACAACCACAAGCGAGCCAAACAACAGCAAGAGCUCCACUCGCUGAAGGUGCUGCGCCGGAACAUCAGCCGGCGCUCACUCAAGCGGGACGACCGAGGCAGCGCAUGAAAUGGACUGUGUCCAUUAACGAAAGCAUCUUGCGCUUCUAUUAUAAGGUGACAAACCUCGGUCAAGAAACGAUCGGCUACAGACAACAGCUGUAUGCCGAAUUUUGCAGGGAGUACCCAGAUAUUCAAGUAUCGGAGCAAAGAGUAUCAGAUCAAUACCGGGUAAUCGUAAGAAACAACCUUAUCCCAGAGACUAGACGCAAUACGAUCAAAAGCGAAGUCGAACGGGAGAUUAAUAACCAAGAGCUAGUUUUAGAUCAAGUCCCUAAUGAAAUCCUUGAUGAGCAGAUUCCUGAGAUUCCCAUACCAGAAACUCAACCUGACAAUACACAGCAGGAAAACAACGAGUUGCGCGAUAGUCUAGAAAACGAAAUGGCUCGUGCCGUACAAGAGUUUAAUGGAACAAAUCCACUUAGCAGACCACCGCUACCACGAAUAAACUCUUGUAAGAAACUAGGUGCGCUGUUACAAAUUGUGAACACUGAAGUCCUACCCAAUUAUGUCGCAGAAGCCCACACAUUAGAAUAUUUGCACAUGCUAAUCUACUGUGCAGCAACAGCAAUUGCUAAUGUAAUGGGCGUUAAGAUCAGAACACGACGGGGUACUAAUAACGAAAGAACUGGUAACAGAAUUGCACCUUGGGAAAAAAGACUGCUCGGAAAGAUUGAAUUGCUGCGUAGGGAUAUUGGUCAAGUCACAGAAUACAUACGAGGUGUAAGAAGUACAAGAGUCAUCAGGAGAGCUGAAGAAAUAAUGCCGAGUACCGCAAGACACUCAAGAUAUGAUCCAGAAAACAACACAGCCCAUCAGUGUCUGGAUACAUUAAAACAAAAACUCUCCGUUUAUUCAGGGCGACUAAGGAGGUACAAGUUAGUAACAACCGCAAAAGCGACAAUGCUCUUUUUGAGAGUUCUGAGAAGGCGUUCUAUCGAAAACUCAAUUCCACUGUAGAACGUGUCGAUAAGACUUACCCAAGCCAAGAAGAAAUUCAUGAGUUUUGGGGAAAUCAACUUUCCACACCAGCUGCUCUUAACAACAAUGCUGGAUGGAUAGAAGAUACGACACAGAACUGCCAACACUACAUUACUACCCUUUACGAACCCUUCACUACUGAAGAAGUCUCAAAUAUCAUCAAAGAGCUUCAUAACUGGAAAUCUCCUGGACCAGAUGGAGUUCAAAACUUUUGGCUCAAGAAGUUUUGGAGUGUUCAUGAAUGCUUAUCAACAUUAAUUAAUCAUGUUAUUUCUAAUCCGCAGGAUAUACCAGCA